This is a messenger RNA of Rangifer tarandus platyrhynchus (Svalbard reindeer), 3378 nucleotides long. NCBI's taxonomy places the organism in Eukaryota, Metazoa, Chordata, Mammalia, Artiodactyla, Cervidae. The record is from the annotation of a GenBank genome assembly.
AUGGAUUCUUUAGCCGGCUUAGUUCUCUGCGGAGUCAGCUUGCUCCUUUCUGCAACAGUGGACGGUGCCAUGGACCUGAUCCUGAUCAAUUCCCUACCUCUUGUGUCUGAUGCUGAGACAUCCCUCACUUGCAUUGCCUCUGGAUGGCGCCCCCAUGAGCCCAUCACCAUCGGAAGGGACUUUGAAGCCUUAAUGAACCAGCACCAGGAUCCACUGGAAGUGACUCAAGAUGCGACCAGAGAAUGGGCUAAAAAAGUUGUUUGGAAGAGAGAAAAGGCCAGUAAAAUCAAUGGUGCUUAUUUCUGUGAAGGGCGAGUUCGAGGACAGGCGAUAAGGAUACGGACCAUGAAGAUGCGCCAACAAGCUUCCUUUCUACCAGCUACUUUAACUAUGACUGUGGACAGGGGAGAUAAUGUGAGCAUAUCUUUCAAAAAGGUAUUGAUUAAAGAAGAAGACGCAGUGAUUUACAAAAAUGGUUCCUUCAUCCACUCGGUGCCCCGGCACGAAGUCCCUGACAUUUUGGAAGUGCAUCUGCCUCGCGCUCAGCCCCAGGAUGCUGGCGUGUACUCGGCCAGGUACAUAGGAGGAAACCUCUUCACCUCAGCCUUCACCAGGCUCAUAGUCCGGAGAUGUGAGGCUCAGAAGUGGGGACCUGAAUGUAACCACAUCUGCACUGCUUGUAUGAACAACGGGAUCUGCCAUGAAGAUUCUGGGGAAUGCAUUUGCCCUCCUGGGUUUAUGGGGAGAACAUGUGAGAAGGCGUGUGAACCGCACACAUUUGGCAGAACUUGUAAAGAAAAGUGCAGUGAACCAGAGGGAUGCAAGUCCUUCGUGUUCUGUCUCCCAGACCCCUAUGGGUGCUCCUGUGCCACAGGCUGGAAGGGUCUGCAGUGCAAUGAAGCUUGCCAGCCUGGUUAUUAUGGACCAGACUGUAAGCUUAGGUGCAAUUGCACCAACGGGGAGAAAUGCGAUCGGUUCCAAGGAUGCCUCUGCUCUCCAGGACGCCAAGGGCUCCAGUGUGAGAAAGAAGGUGUGCCAAGGAUGACUCCAAAGAUAGAGGAUUUGCCAGAUCGUAUAGAAGUGAACAGUGGUAAAUUUAACCCCGUCUGCAAAGCAUCUGGCUGGCCGCGACCUGCUAUUGAAGAAAUGACCCUGGUGAAGCCAGAUGGGACAGUGCUCCGUCCAAAAGACUUUAACCACACGGGUCAUCUCUCUGUGGCUACCUUCACCAUCAACCGGAUCCUGCCCCCUGACUCAGGAGUCUGGGUCUGCAGUGUGAACACAGUGGCUGGGAUGGUGGAAAAGCCUUUCAACAUUUCUGUUAAAGUUCUUCCAAAGCCCUUGAAUGCCCCAAACGUGAUCGACACUGGACACAACUUUGCUGUCAUCAACAUCAGCUCUGAGCCUUACUUUGGGGAUGGACCAAUCAAAUCCAAGAAGCUUCUGUACAAACCUGUUAAUCACUAUGAGGCUUGGCGGCAUAUUCAAGUGACAAAUGAGAUUGUUACCCUCAACUAUUUGGAACCUCGGACGGAAUACGAGCUCUGCGUGCAGCUGGUCCGGCGCGGAGAGGGUGGAGAAGGCCAUCCUGGCCCUGUGAGGAGGUUCACCACAGCUUCCAUCGGUCUUCCUCCUCCAAGAGGUCUCAGUCUCCUACCGAAGAGUCAGACCACUCUAAAUUUGACCUGGCAACCAAUAUUCCCAAGCUCAGAAGAUGACUUUUAUGUUGAAGUCGAGAGGAGAUCUGUGCAAAUGAAUAGUGAUCAGCAGAAUAUUAAAGUGCCCGGCAACUUGACUUCAGUGCUGCUUAACAACUUGCACCCCAGGGAGCAGUACAUAGUCCGAGCCAGAGUCAACACCAAGGCCCAGGGGGAAUGGAGCGAAGAUCUCAUCGCUUGGACCCUUAGCGACAUUGUUCCUCCUCAACCAGAAAACAUCAAGAUUUCCAACAUCACAGACUCUUCAGCUGUGAUCUCUUGGACGAUCCUGGAUGGCUAUUCUAUUUCUGCUAUUAUCAUCCGUUACAAGGUUCAGGGCAAGAAUGAAGACCAGCACAUUGACGUGAAAAUCAAGAAUGCCACCAUCACCCAGUAUCAACUCAAGGGCCUUGAGCCCCAAACAGCUUACCAGGUGGACAUCUUUGCAGAGAACAAUAUAGGCUCAAGCAAUCCAACCUCUUCUCAUGAACUGAUGACUCUUUCUGAAUCUCAAGCACCAGCAGACCUCGGAGGCAGGAAGAUGCUGCUUAUCGCCAUCCUCGGCUCAGCGGGAAUGACCUGCCUGACGGUGCUGUUGGCCUUUCUGAUCAUGCUGCAGCUGAAGAGGGCAAACGUCCAAAGGAGAAUGGCUCAAGCCUUCCAAAACGUGAGGGAAGAGCCAGCUGUGCAGUUCAACUCAGGAACUCUUGCCCUGAACAGGAAGGCCAAAAACAACCCAGAUCCUACCAUUUAUCCAGUGCUUGACUGGAAUGACAUCAAAUUUCAAGAUGUGAUUGGGGAGGGUAAUUUUGGCCAGGUUCUUAAGGCUCGCAUCAAGAAGGAUGGGUUACGGAUGGACGCUGCCAUCAAGAGAAUGAAAGAAUACGCUUCCAAAGAUGACCACAGGGACUUCGCUGGGGAACUGGAGGUUCUUUGUAAACUUGGACACCACCCAAACAUCAUCAAUCUCUUGGGAGCAUGUGAACAUCGUGGCUACUUGUACCUGGCCAUUGAGUAUGCCCCCCAUGGCAACCUCCUGGACUUCCUGCGAAAGAGCCGAGUGCUAGAGACGGACCCUGCGUUUGCCAUUGCCAACAGCACCGCCUCCACACUCUCCUCCCAGCAGCUUCUCCACUUCGCAGCAGAUGUGGCCCGGGGUAUGGACUACCUGAGCCAAAAACAGUUUAUUCACAGGGACCUAGCUGCCAGGAACAUUUUAGUUGGUGAAAACUAUGUAGCCAAGAUAGCCGAUUUUGGAUUAUCCCGAGGUCAAGAAGUGUAUGUGAAAAAGACGAUGGGAAGACUCCCCGUGCGCUGGAUGGCGAUCGAGUCACUAAAUUACAGUGUGUAUACGACCAACAGUGACGUGUGGUCCUAUGGCGUGUUACUAUGGGAGAUUGUUAGCUUAGGCGGCACCCCUUACUGUGGGAUGACGUGUGCGGAGCUCUACGAGAAGCUGCCCCAGGGCUACAGACUGGAGAAGCCGCUAAACUGUGACGACGAGGUGUAUGAUCUCAUGAGACAGUGCUGGCGGGAGAAGCCUUAUGAAAGGCCCUCAUUCGCCCAGAUCCUGGUGUCCUUAAACAGGAUGUUAGAAGAACGAAAGACCUAUGUGAACACCACACUUUAUGAGAAGUUCACCUACGCAGGAAUUGACUGUUCUGCAGAAGAAGCAGCCUAG